Molecule: messenger RNA, 584 nt
Organism: Vigna radiata var. radiata (mung bean)
Lineage: Eukaryota; Viridiplantae; Streptophyta; Magnoliopsida; Fabales; Fabaceae
Product: protein RALF-like 33
Exons: 1
Coding region: 119-445 (108 amino acids)
Source: RefSeq, a predicted model, not a curated record
AGUUUCUCAAGAAGAAUGGCACAAAUAUAAAACGAGCGUUACUCUGCAAAACUAAACCAAAUUGCGAAGCUCAAAACUCUCUCACUCACUUCCCAAGGUCCAUUCAAUUCCAACACCAAUGCGUCACUACGCGUACUCUUGGCUCUUCAUCGGGAUUUGCGCCACCGUCUGGAUGCUCGCUUCCUCGCCGCCAACGGCGGAGGCAGGAGGAGUAGGAAUGGAGAUGGCGUGGAUGCCGUCCGUGGAAGAGGAGUCGGAAUUGGAGAUGGACAGCGAGAUCAAUCGGCGCAUUUUAGCGAGCAGCAGGUACAUAAGCUACGAAGCGAUACGGCGUGACACUGUGCCGUGUUCUCGCGCCGGAGCGUCCUACUACAAUUGCAAGCCUGGCGCGGAGGCCAACCCUUACCAGCGAGGCUGCAGCGCCAUUACCAGGUGCAGGCGCUAGCUCUAUUUUUUCUUUAGAGGAAAAUUCAUUUGUUCAUGCUUAUGCACUUUUCCUCUUGAAAUAAUAAUUCUUCAGAUUCUCUAAUUUAAACUUAGCUUUCUGUUUUCAUGUAAAACUUAAUUAUAUUCUAUAAUAUUUA